GCUUCAGGGACCCCUCUGGGAGAGCCCCAUGAGGGCAGGAGAGUGAUGGAGAGUACGCCCAGCUUCCUGAAGAACACCCCAGCCUGGGAGAAGACUGCCCCUGAGAACGGCAUUGUGGCACAGGAGCCGGGCACCCCGCCUCGAGAUGGCCUGCGCCAUGGGUCACUGUGCCUGGGAGAGCCUGCUCCCUUCUGGAGGGGCAUCCCGAGCACCCUAGACGCCUGGCUUCCCUCUGGCUUGCCCCAGGGCCCCAAGGACACGCUCCCACUCGUGGAGGGUGAGGGCACCCAGAAUGGGGAGAGGAAGGCCAACUGGCUGGGCAGCAAGGAGGGACUGCGUUGGAAGGAGGCGAUGCUCACCCACCCGCUGGCGUUCUGCAGGCCAGCGUGCCCACCUCGCUACAGCCCCCUGAUUCCUGAGCACAGUGGUGGCCAUCCCAAGAGUGACCCUGUGGCCUUCCGGCCCUUGCACUGCCCUUUCCUUCUGGAGACCAAGAUCCUGGAGCGAGCUCCCUUCUGGAUGCCCACCUGCUUGCCACCCUACCUAGUGUCCGGCCUGCCCCCAGAGCGUCCAUGUGACUGGCCUCUGGCCCCACACCCCUGGGUGUACUCGGGGGGCCAGCCCAAAGUGCCCUCUGCCUUCAGCUUAGGCAGCAAGGGCUUUUACCACAAGGAUCCGAACAUUCUCAGGCUGGCAAAGGAGCCCUUGGCAGCUGCGGAACCUGGGCUGUUGGGCUUAGCCCCUGGUGGGCAUCUCCAGAGAGCCUGGGAGGCAGAACGCCCUUCACUCCAGCAGAGGGAUGGAGCGACGGGAGCUGGCAGGCAGCAGAAUCUUUGCCCACUCUUCCUGGGGCAUCCAGAUGCCGUUCCCCGGACCCCCUGGGCCACUUGUCCCCCAGGCCUUGUUCACUCUCUUGGCAACGUCUGGGCUGGACCAGGCAGUGGGAGCCUUGGGUGCCAGCUGGGGCCGCCAGCCACACCAAGGUGCCCCUCUCCUGAGCCUCCCACCACCCAGGGUGACUGUUGCUCAUCCCACCUGCCUGCUCGAGAUGGGGGUCUUGGCCCUUGCGGGAAGUGCCAGGAGGGCCUGGAAGGGGGCACCAGCGGGGCCAGUGAACCCAGCGAGGCAGUGCGCAAGGCCUCUGGUCCCAGGUCCUGUCCCCCCAGUCACCACACCAAGCUGAAGAAAACAUGGCUCACGCGACACUCUGAGCAGUUUGGAUGUCCUGGCGGCUGCCCUGGGGAUGAGGAGAGCCCAGCUGUCCGGCUCCGGGCCCUCAAGAGGGCAGGCAGCCCUGAGAUCCAGGGAGCAGUGGGCAGCCCAGCCCCUAAGCGGCCACCUGACCCUUUCCCAGGCACUGCAGGGCAGGGGGCCAGGGGUUGGCAAGAAGUGCUGGACGCAUCUAUAGGGAACAAGGCGGAACCAGGACAGCAUGAUGACCAGAGAGGACCUCAAAAUGGCCAGGCCAGCCUCCAGGACCCCGGGCUUCAGGACAUACCAUGCCUGGCUCUCCCGGCAGGCCUCGCUCAAUGCCAAAGCUGUGCCCAGGCAGCUGGAGAAGGGGGAGGGCUCGCCUGCCACGCCCAGCAAGUUCGGAGAUUGCCUCUGGGAGGGGAGCAGCAGCAGGAGGAAGAUGCAGAGGCCACCGCCAGCUCUGAGGAGGGCCGAGGGUCUGACCCAGACACCCGGAUCAGCUUGGGUCUGGCCAAGCACCUGCUGAGCGGUUUAGGGGACAGACUGUGUCGCCUGCUGCGGAGGGAGCGGGAGGCCCUGUCCUGGGCCCAGCGAGAAGGCCAGGGGCCAGCCGUGACAGAAGACAACCCAGGCAUUCCACGCUGCUGUAGCCGUUGCCACCAUGGACUCUUCAACACCCACUGGCGAUGUCCCCGUUGCAGCCACCGGCUGUGUGUGGCCUGUGGUCGCAUGGCGGGCGCUGGGCAGGCCACGGAGAAAGCAGGCUCUCAGGAGCAGUCCAUGGAGGAAUGUGCCCAGGAGGCUGGGCACACUGCCUGCUCCCUGAUGCUGACCCAGUUUGUUUCUAGCCAGGCUUUGUCGGAGCUGAGCAUGGCAAUGCACCAGGUCUGGGUGAAGUUUGACAUCCGAGGGCACUGCCCCUGCCAAGCUGAUGCCCGGGUGUGGGCCUCCGGAGAUGAGGGCCAGCAGAAAGAACCAAUAGAGAAAACUCCAACUCCACAACCUUCCUGUAAUGGGGACACCAGCAGAACCAAGGACAUCAAAGAGGAGACCCCGGACUCUACUGAGACCCCAGCAGAAGACCGUGCCAGCCGAGGGCCCCUGCCUUGUCCCUCUCUCUGCGAACUGCUGGCCUCCACUGCGGUCAAACUCUGCUUGGGCCAUGAGCGGAUACACAUGGCCUUUGCCCCUGUCACCCCGGCCCUGCCUAGUGACGACCGCAUCACCAACAUCCUGGACAGCAUCAUUGCACAGGUAGUGGAACGGAAGAUCCAGGAGAAAGCCCUGGGGCCGGGGCUGCGUGCGGGCCCCGGCCUCCGAAAGGGCCUGGGCCUGCCACUGUCACCGAUGAGGCCCCGGCUGCCAACUCCUGGGGCUUUGCUGUGGCUGCAGGAACCCAGGCCUCGGCAUGGCUUCCAUCUCUUCCAGGAGCACUGGAGACAGGGCCAGCCCGUGCUGGUGUCAGGGAUUCAGAGGACCUUGCAAGGCAGCCUGUGGGGGAUGGAAGCUCUUGGGGAGCUUGGAGGACAGGUGCAGGCACUGACUCCCCUCGGGCCUCCUCAGCCCACAAGCCUGGGCAGCACGACAUUCUGGGAGGGAUUCUCCCGGCCUGAGAUCCGCCCAAAGUCAGAUGAGGGCUCGGUCCUCCUGCUGUACCGGGCUCUGGGGGACGAGGACAUUAGCAGGGUGGCGAACCUGGCUGCCAGCCUGCCACUCCCAGAAUACUGCGGCCAGCACGGGAAACUCAACCUGGCUUCCUACCUCCCACCGGGCCCUACCCUACAUCCACUGGAACCCCAGCUCUGGGCAGCCUAUGGUGUGAGCCCACAACGUGGACACCAGGGGACCAAGAACCUCUCUGUGGAGGUGACUGACCUGGUCAGUGUCCUGGUACAUGCCGAGGCACCCCUGCCUGCCUGGAACCGGGCUCAGAAAGACUUCCUUUCAGGCCUGGAUGGGGAGGGGCUCUGGUCUCCGGGCAGCCAGGUCAGCACUGUGUGGCACGUGUUCCGGGCACAGGACGCCCAGCGCAUCCGCCGCUUUCUCCAGAUGGUGUGCCCGGCUGGAGCAGGCACCCUGGAGCCCGGUGCCCCUGGCAGCUGCUACCUGGACACAGGGCUGCGGCGGCGUCUGCGGGAAGAGUGGGGAGUGAGCUGCUGGACCCUGCUCCAGGCACCUGGAGAGGCUGUGCUGGUACCGGCGGGGGCUCCCCACCAGGUGCAGGGCCUGGUAAGCACAGUCAGUGUCACUCAGCACUUCCUGUCCCCCGAGACCUCUGCCCUCUCUGCUCAGCUCUGCCACCAGGGACCCAGCCUGCCUCCUGAUCGCCGCCUGCUUUAUGCCCAGAUGGACUGGGCUGUGUUCCAAGCAGUGAAGGUGGCUGUGGGGGCAUUACAGGAGGCCAAAUAGGGGGGGUCUCAGGUGUCUGGGGUAGGGGUGGGGACUUGGCCCAGGUGCAACUUCAGCAGGGCUUGCUGCUGGGAGACUUGGGGACUCUUUUUGUUAACCCCACAAGCACUGCUCCGGGCACAAGCAGGGCACUCCAUUCUCCACCCCUGCCCUGGGCCCUGAAGCUAACAACCACAGUGCCACCGGAGCUCACACCUGCCCCUUGCAGGCUGGCCUCUGCCCCACCCAUGCCCCUCUCCAUGGUACCAGACUGUGGGUGACCGACUUCCUCCAACCCUCACCCCCUGACCCAGGAGAGAAACAGCCCUUCCUUGGGGUACCUCGGGAGUCAUUCUGGCUUAAGCAACACCUCCUUCUGCUGCCUCACCCCCUACUGUCCCACCUGUGCCCCGGCUCUGCUUAUACCACUGUGUCCUCGCUGGGUUCACUGCAGGCAUGCUGGACAAGACGUCACCCAGAGUCUACCCUGUUGCCAGAGGGGCUGGGAAGUGCAGGGAGCAGGUGGCGUCCGGGGCUGCCCAGGCUUGGCUGGAGGGAACAGCGUAGGCGAUGCCACCCUGCCCCUACUUCAUCCACCCGCCUCCCUCCUUUGUGAUUUUCAUUAAAGUCUGUUGUUUUGUGA
Messenger RNA from Carlito syrichta (Philippine tarsier), 4225 nucleotides. RefSeq names its product HR, lysine demethylase and nuclear receptor corepressor (gene HR). Gene Ontology annotation, molecular function: chromatin DNA binding; histone H3K9 demethylase activity; transcription coregulator activity. Gene Ontology annotation, biological process: regulation of transcription by RNA polymerase II. Bases 46 to 3603 code for a protein of 1185 amino acids. The record is from RefSeq and is a predicted model, not a curated record. Gene Ontology annotation, cellular component: histone deacetylase complex; chromatin. The transcript has 18 exons. NCBI's taxonomy places the organism in Eukaryota, Metazoa, Chordata, Mammalia, Primates, Tarsiidae.